This is a messenger RNA of Baudoinia panamericana UAMH 10762, 2306 nucleotides long. RefSeq lists its product as uncharacterized. The record is from RefSeq and is a predicted model, not a curated record. Gene Ontology annotation, molecular function: transmembrane transporter activity. NCBI's taxonomy places the organism in Eukaryota, Fungi, Ascomycota, Dothideomycetes, Mycosphaerellales, Teratosphaeriaceae. Gene Ontology annotation, cellular component: membrane. Bases 477 to 2246 code for a protein of 589 amino acids. Gene Ontology annotation, biological process: transmembrane transport. The transcript is spliced from 5 exons.
UCCCCGCCAGGAGCGUCCUGUGCAUCAGGCCUCAAGCAGUAUUGUAUGCGUGAGAGCCACGGAUUGUACAGGGUGUAGACGCCUUCCACGGGUCCCCAUACUUCUUCGAGCAUGGCGUGUGGUCCCUCCCUUGAUGACCGCGCGGUAAGCAGACUGAGUAGCCAGUAAAGCAGCGACAGGGCUGCGUAUCCGCCUUAUCUAGCACAUGACAGAGGUGAUGCAUGGGGCGUCCUACGUACCUGUACUUGGCCGGGGCCACGCUCUCUUCUCGUUGAGCCAUCAGAUGCGACGAUUUCUUUUCCUUCCGUUCUCUCCUCGAUUAUGUACGGCGUCUAGCCUUGGGGACUGCUUCUGGCACGUGUGGAGACAGCGCGCGUUUUCGCGCUCUCAAACUCGCAAACUCAAGGGCCAGACUGAGAGGAGAAGCGGCCAACGGAGACAGCAUCACUUAGGAUCCAAUCAAAGCAGUCCUCACCAUGGAAGACCGCAAGCUUAGCACUGUGUCAGCCAGCGGGCGGAAGAGGAGUGUUGCCGAAGAGCCGGUCACCUCUGUUCUUAAGGGCGGUGACAUUCCUAUCAACGACUCAGGCGAAGAGUGGUCGGCAGACGAGGAAGUAUUGGCCGCGUUGGGAUACAAGCCCGAGUUCAAGAGAGAAUUUAGCUUGUGGACCACCUUCUGCGUUAGCUUUGCCGUGCUCGGACUACUACCCAGCUUCGCCACGACGCUUUACUAUGGCAUGGGCUACGCUGGCACGGGCGGAAUGACCUGGGGCUGGUUGAUUGCUAUGAUCGGCAUCCAAUCGGUGGCGGCAUCAAUGGCGGAACUGUGCAGCUCGAUGCCGACGAGUGGUGGGCUGUACUACGCGGCCGCUGUACUGGCACCACCAGGCUGGGGCCCAUUCGCCGCAUGGAUGACGGGCUGGAGCAACUGGAUGGGCCAGGUGACUGGCGCGCCGUCCGUCAACUACGGAACAGCGUCGAUGAUUCUGGCUGCGGCGAGCAUUCAGAAUCCAAGCUACGUCCCGACCGACUGGCACGUAUUCCUGCUGACGAUAUUCCUGAUGCUCAUCCACGGAUGCAUGGCCUCUCUACCGACUCGCUGGAUCGCACGUGUGAAUAGUGCCGGCUCCACGUUCAACAUCAUUGCUCUUGUGGCAGUGAUUAUUAUCAUUCCGGCCGCUUGUAAUCGUACAGCACAAGGACUCUCGAAGUUUACACCGUCAAGCGAAGUAUGGGGAACCAUAUAUCAGGGCACCGACUAUCCACCAGGCGUGUCAGUACUGAUGUCCUUCAUCGGUGUGAUUUGGACUAUGUCUGGUUAUGAUAGCCCAUUCCAUUUGGCGGAAGAGUGCAGUAACGCCAACAUUGCGAGUCCCCGAGCUAUCUUCCUUACGAGCGCCGUCGGUGGUGUCUUCGGCUGGUUCCUGCAACUCGUAGUGGCUUAUACAGUCGUCGAUAUCGGCGCAGCGCUCACAAGCGAUCUCGGCCAGCCUUUCGCUGCCUAUCUGAUCCAGGUACUUCCGCAAAAGACGGUACUUGCUGUGCUCUCCCUCACCAUUAUUGCCGGCUUUGCUAUGGGACAAGGUUGCAUGAUCGCUGCGUCAAGAGUGACAUUUGCCUAUGCUCGCGACGGAUGCUUCCCUCUCUCCAAAUACUGGAAGCAUGUCAACACUGUCACACGAACGCCUGUCAAUGCCGUUUGGUUCAAUAAUCUUAUUGGCGAUUUGUUACUACUACUUAUCUUCGGUGGCACACUUACGAUCGGUGCCAUCUUCAGCAUCGGAGCUUGUGCCGCUUUCGUUGCAUUCACAACGCCCAUCUUUAUCCGUGUUUUCUUCGUUGGCAACCGCUUCCGUCCUGGGCCUUGGAACCUGGGCCGGCUCAGCAUACCUAUUGGCGCGAUUGCCAGCGCGUUCGUAGCGCUGAUGGUCCCUAUACUCUGUCUGCCGAGCGUGACUGGAAGCGAUUUGACAGUUUCGACGAUGAAUUGGACGGUUGUCGUGUACGGAGGGCCGAUGCUCGUCGUGCUCAUCUGGUGGUUCGUGGAUGCUCGCAAGUGGUUUAAAGGGCCAAAGGUCAACCUUGAGCAUCUUAUGCACGGUCGCGAAGAACAAGCAGCGCAGCUAGCGGCGGAAUCGGAAGUUCUCGAAGGAAAGGAACUUGAUCGGUCGAGCAGCAGCAGUCAAGUGCCUGGCGAGCUCCCUCCGGGAAAGCAAGUGGGCGACGUGAAGCCGAACGGAUUGUAGACAUUUCGAUUGCCGUAAUUAGUUUGGCAGUGGACAGUGUCCACAAGCAGACAGAUCCGC